Messenger RNA from Momordica charantia (bitter melon), 1167 nucleotides. RefSeq names its product protein REVERSION-TO-ETHYLENE SENSITIVITY-like protein (DUF778) (gene RTE1). NCBI's taxonomy places the organism in Eukaryota, Viridiplantae, Streptophyta, Magnoliopsida, Cucurbitales, Cucurbitaceae. Gene Ontology annotation, cellular component: Golgi apparatus; endoplasmic reticulum. The record is from RefSeq and is a predicted model, not a curated record. Gene Ontology annotation, biological process: regulation of ethylene-activated signaling pathway; response to ethylene.
UUUUCUGUCCCAAUAAAUCGCACCGAUCGUGGCGGGCUUUAGCUUUCAGCAAUGAACAAUCCGACCAUUUUCAUCGCCACCAUUUCAUCUUCUUCCUCUUCUUCGUUAUCCACAUUUUCUCUCUCUGCCGCUUCCACUGUUCUCUACAGAUUAUAACUCUGGACCCAGCCUCCAUAAUCAUGAAGCAAUUGUGGAUUUAGUCGUUUUUGUUAGCUGCAAGAAACUUCAGUCUCUCCCAGUGUUUGGUCCGACAGAGUGAUGUUUCUGUUCCAAUUAUUAACAAAGCUAUAUGGUAUCUGGAAAGUAUUCUAAAAUGAAGUCUCAAGCAGUUUUUGAUGUCGAACUUGUCAGUUCUACUCAGAGCAUAAAACAUGAGUUCUGGCCUCUAGAUGAAAUCGAUCCAGUCCAAGCGAAGUUCCCAUGCUGUUUGGUUUGGACUCCACUCCCUGUUGUCUCUUGGUUGGCACCAUUCAUCGGCCAUGUUGGCAUUUGCAGGGAGGAUGGAGUAAUUUUAGAUUUCGCGGGAUCAAAUUUUGUCAAUACCAAUGAUUUUGCAUUUGGUUCUGUUGCAAGAUACCAUCAACUUAACAGAGAAAAAUGUUGCUUCCCGACAAGCUUAACUGCCCAUAUUUGCAAGCAGGGCUACCAGCAUUCACAAUAUGGAACUGCCAUUACCUGGGACGAUGGCCUACAAUCGAGCUCACGGUAUUUCGAGCAUAAAUCCUACAAUCUUUUCACAUGCAACUGCCAUUCAUUCGUGGCCAAUUGUCUGAACCGUGUUUGUUACAAUGGAUCGAUGAGUUGGAACAUGAUAAAUGUAGCAGCUCUGAUUCUGUUAAAGGGGCAUUGGGUUGAUUGGAUGUCAAUCGUAAGAUCAUUCCUUCCCUUUGUUGUGGUUCUCUGCCUGGGAAUUGCCAUGGUUGGGUGGCCCUUCUUGAUUGGUCUGUCAUCUCUCUCUUUACUUCUGGUGGGAUGGUUUCUUGUGGGUACUUAUUGUAUGAAAAACCUGUUGGAAUGCUAGAUUUUGUUGUUCAUCUUUUGUAAUUCACAAUCACAGAAUGGCUUAUACUUGGUUGCGGUUGCAGUUUGGAGAGAUUAUGUUUUUUCAUAUUGUUGAACUUUGAAGUUAAUAUUAUAAUGUAUAGGGAGAUGCUCUAUUUUCCAGCA